This is a messenger RNA of Lolium rigidum, 1986 nucleotides long. Its product is annotated as polygalacturonase At1g48100-like. The record is from RefSeq and is a predicted model, not a curated record. Gene Ontology annotation, molecular function: polygalacturonase activity. The transcript has 4 exons. The coding region runs from base 230 to 1762 and encodes 510 amino acids. Gene Ontology annotation, biological process: carbohydrate metabolic process. NCBI's taxonomy places the organism in Eukaryota, Viridiplantae, Streptophyta, Magnoliopsida, Poales, Poaceae.
ACGACCACGCUUAGUAAAUCCUUGGCUAUAAAUCUGCCCACUCGCGCUCUUCAACCCAAGUAACUGUCUACCUUCUCUACUCCGGUAGCUAGCUAGAUCCCCUGUCUUCCUCGGUUGCACUUGGCGUCUCGACUGCCCUUCUGAGCGUCUAUAUAUUAGCAACCUCUCAUCAUCCAAGAGCAAUUCAUCCUUCAGUUCAGGCUGACAAGCAAUUCAACAGUUUGGUACAAUGGAGGUCGUCACCGCUAGGACCGCCAUUGCCCUGCUUCUCGCGCUCCUGGUCGCCACGAGCUUCCUUUGCGACGGCGUCCAUGGCCGCCACCACCACCACCACACGAAGCGGACCAACCACAGCUCCGCGCGCCCGCCGUCCCGGGCACCGGGGCCGAGACGAGCACCUUCACCAAGGCAUGCGUCUCCGCCUGCCCCGCCGGCAAGUCCAAUGCCUGUCGCUCCCGCGCCCGCACCGGUGGACGACGACAGCGACGUCUACGACCUCAUGAAGGAUUUCGGCGCGGCCGGGGACGGCGUGACCGACGACACCGACGCGUUAAAGACAGCGUGGGACACCGCGUGCCAGGCCGACGGGGAGGGCGUCGUCGUCGCGGCCGCCGGGCACUCGUUCCUGGUGCACACCACCACCUUCACCGGACCGUGCCAGGGCAGCGUCACGCUGCAGAUCGAUGGCACGAUCGUCGCGCCGAGCGACCCCACGACAUGGCCGGCCAACAGCAAGCGCAACUGGCUAGUCUUCUACAAGGCCGACGGCGUGUCGCUGACCGGCGCCGGCCUCAUCGACGGCAAGGGGCAGAAGUGGUGGGAUCUCCCCUGCAAGCCUCACAAGGGCCAGGGAGGAAGCACGCACGGACCAUGUGACAGCCCAGUGGCGCUGAGGUUCUUCGAGAGCAACAACGUGACGGUGCAAGGGCUCAAGGUGCAGGACAGCCCCGAGUUCCACUUCCGUUUCGACAGCUGCCGCGGCGUGCACGUCAACGGCCUCUCCAUCAGCUCCCCCGCGCUGAGCCCCAACACCGACGGCAUCCAUGUCGAGAACACCCAGGACGUCCUCAUCACCAACACCGUCGUCUCCAACGGCGACGACUGCGUCUCCAUCGGCGCCGGCACCCUCAACGUCCACAUCGAGAACGUUACCUGCGGUCCCGGCCACGGCAUCAGGUUCACAAUCCAUCCAUUUCCUUCAGUAGAUCUACUAUGCGACCAGCUAGUGGCGUUAGCUGACACAGCCUCACCUCGCAGCAUCGGGAGCCUGGGGAAGCAGGGCUCGCGGGCGUGCGUGGCCAACAUCACGGUGCGGAACGCGGUGAUCCGGCACUCGGACAACGGUGUGCGGAUCAAGACGUGGCAGGGCGGCUCCGGGUCGGUGUCGGCGGUGACCUUCGAGAACGUGCGCAUGGACGCCGUGCGCAACCCCAUCAUCAUCGACCAGUACUACUGCCUCACCAAGAGCUGCGAGAACGCCACCACGGCGGUCUUCGUCUCCGACAUCACCUACGCCGGCAUCCGGGGCACCUACGACGUGCGCGGACCGCCCAUACACUUCGGCUGCAGCGACGCCGUGCCAUGCACCAACAUCACCCUCUCCGGCGUCGAGCUGCUGCCGGCCUCCGGCGACACCGUCGACAACCCAUUCUGCUGGAAUGUCUACGGCAACGCAACCACGCCCACCGUGCCGCCGGUCGCGUGCCUCAUGGAGGGCGUGCCUAGGAACGUGGAGGACAGCAGCAGUUUGAAGUGUUACUGAUGAUGAUCCACAUCCUGCCACCAUAUACCUACGUCCCUGCUUAGAGAUACAGUAAGAAUCAAAAUACAAGAGAAAGUAUAGCAUUAGAUUAGUGCAGAAAAUGUAGCUUAAGCAAAGCAUAAAUUACUCUGUAUAUAUAGAAGCAUGGAAAUUUGCAACUGUACGAGAUGAUUUGUGUGAGAAUCACCAGAAAUACUAGUACAUGUUUGAGUAUUGUGCUGCCA